AUGGCCGAGCCUCUGCCCGGGGACGACAUGCAUCCCCAAAUCAUGCAGGCUCUCAUGCACUUUGUGCAGUUGACGAGUCAGAAGGAGGGGCGGUCUCAAGAGGAUGUGCUGGCAGAGUUCUCGACCCCGCAGGGCAUGAAAGCUUUCACAGACCUCAUGAGCAUGGCUGCUGGAGGAGCUGCCGGUAACCUCAGAAAGGCCCGAAUGCUUGCCGAAGCGACCGGAAGAGUGGGAAUCUACUUGGAACAUCUAGGAAAGCACUGCCCUUGGCUGCUUGGAGAGAGCAGCGAAGCUUCAGAAGCUGGUGAACACGGGUGUGCACUGAGAGACUGUUCAGGCAACGUGCAGCGAGUACACUUUGCCGUGGAUCUUGCCAGUGCCACCGGCUUCUAUGCCAGCCGCUUCGCAGUGUGCAUGCCAGAAGUGAAGUGGUACGCCUCUGAGCGAAUGCUGAAUCCAUCAGACUAUUUGGGGAUCAAGAUGCUGGAGGACUGCAUCGAGUACAUGACCACAGCUCCCGAAAGCCCGGCCAAGGGCAGAAACCCUGGCAAGGGUGGAAGCCAGAAGUCUCUGAUAGACGACACUGCGAGCUCCGACGAAGACAUGGAGGACUUCGAUGACUUUUGCCUUUCGCUGGGCACGGAGCCGAGCCGCCAGGCCUCUCUGCUUCUCCGGGGCCGCGUGGCAAGUGUGGACGUCACCGAGGACGCUUGGGAGGGAGUCCAACACCUCCUCGGCCGCUGCUCUGCCUUGGUCUGCACCUCCUUGCUCACUCAGGUCGGAUACAAGGAGCCCCUGAUCUGGACCGACGUGCUGCAAGGAGCCUCUCCACUGCUCGAGGAGGGAGGCAUCCUGCUGCUCUAUGAUUCCGAGAAGUGGGGCGACUUCGCAGAUGUGGCGAAAAUGAGUGACUUCAUCAAGACGCAGCAGUUGGCCCUGGAGCUUGUUGACAGACAGGAGCCUGUCGACUACGCAGGCGAUGCUGAUGGAAGGAUGUUCAUCUUGGUCUUCAAAAAGACUUCGAAGACUGCCUGCAAAUCGCCAACCUGGCUCCUGCAACGUGCAGAAGACUUCAAACAAGCUGGAAACAGCUACUACAGCAACCCAGCAAAGCGUAAGCAUCCAGAGGAAGCGGUCUGCUCCAACCCUCGGGUGCAAGUGUUGUGGAAGGCCGUCGCCUGCUACGUGCAGGGAUUGGAUUGUCUUACGCUGGUGCGGUCUGACCUCUACAAGGAUCAGCACGACACAGCUGACACAACGCCCGCUGAACGCGAGAGGCAGCUGGCGCUCUUGUCCUCCAGGCUGUACUGCAAUCUGGCUGCGGCAUAUCUGGAGUUGGGUCCAACAGCAGGGACGUACCAACACGCCCUCAAAGUUGUCAACCUGGCUCUGGACUGCGCGCCAGAAUGGGAUCGAGCCAUUGAGCGCAAGGCCAAGAUCCUGGAGGCAAUGCAAAGACACCGUGACUAG
This is a messenger RNA of Symbiodinium natans, 1470 nucleotides long. Lineage: Eukaryota; Dinophyceae; Suessiales; Symbiodiniaceae. The record is from the annotation of a GenBank genome assembly.